ACAAAUAUUUCUGUAACAUCGACUACGUGCCAGGCACUGAGGGUACAGAGAUUAGCCCCACGGAGCUGGCCUCAGCACUCACCUGCGCAGCCAUGGAGGCCCCAGGGCCCGGGGGCGACCGCGCCUCCCCAGCCUCGUCCACCCGCAGCCUGGACCUGCGGCGGCUGUCCGCGCGCGCCGACUCGGCCUACAGCUCCUUCUCCGCGGCCUCCGCGGCCCCCGAGCCGGAGCCGCGCACGCCGUCGCCCGGGACCGACCUCCUCCCUUACCUAGACUGGGACUACGUGCGCGUGGUGUGGGGUGGCCCGGGCCCCGCCGGCAGCCUUCGCGCCUCCGCGCAGCCCCGGCCCGCGGCCGCCGCGCGCAGUGGGCCGCGGCCGCCCGAGGUCCAGGGCACGCCGGGGCCGCUCAGCCGGCAGGCCACCCCGCUGCUCUUUGCGCUGGCGGCCGAGGCCGAGGCGGAGGCGGCGGCGCGGCUCGUGGAGCCGCCCAGCCCACCGGCCUCGCGGGCCGCGUACCGCCAGCGGCUGCAGGGCGCCCAGCGGCGAGUGCUCCGGGAGACGUCCUUCCAGCGCAAGGAGCUCCGCAUGAGCCUGCCCGGCCGCCUGCGGCCCGCGGCCCCCGCGCGGCCCCCCGCGGCGCACCCGCGCUCCGCCUCGCUCAGCCACCCGGCCGGCGGGGGCGGGGGCGGGGGCGGGGAGGUGGAGCCCGCGCGCCCCGGGGCCACCGCCGCCCGGGCAGACGUGGGCCGGGGGCGCCUCGCCACCCAGCAGCGGCAGUGGUGCUUCUCCGAGCCGGGGAAGCUAGAUCGCGUGGGGCGGGGCGGUGGGGCGGCCGGGGAACGCUCCGGUGAGGCCGCCUGCAGUUCUGGCAUCGCCAGGCCCGGGACCCGGGAGCGGAGGGUGCUGGCGCAAUUCCAAGGCCACCAGACCAGACGGCUGCCUGAGUCGCCGCCCCGAGGCACAGAGGACCCAGAAUCCGGGUCCGCGAAGCUUGGUGACGCCUAUAGGCCCUCCGGUCGGAGUCAGAGUCAGAGCGCGUCAGGGGAAGUCUUGGCUCCCUGGGGAGGUCCAGGAGGGGUCAUGCCCAUUGUCCAGGCUGUUCCCCAAGGAGCAGAAACCCCCAGACCAUUGUUUCAGGCCCAACUUGCCAGGUUCCUGACUCAGAAGGAAGCUGCAGUGGUUUGUUCUGCAGUGUAUCCCCAAAGUAGCCCUGCUGACUGUGAACAGAGAGCCUCAGAGACAUGCAUUGGGUGUACCCGGCUCCCAUCCCUUCCAGAUGAUGAGGUUUUCCUGGAAGAAGUCCCCCUGGCCAAAAUGAGAUCACCUCUAGACACCCAUACCUGCCCAGAAAGCCCAACCAGUAUCUAUGUCUCUGACCAGCGGUAUGGAACUGGCUCAGGCCAGAGGGCUGACCAGGCUACAGACUCCCCAGAGAAUCCCCUCCAUGAACACCCAGAGACUGCAAGGGCAGAUGACUGCCACCAGAGGAUACAUGGUUCUGUGGGUGUCUCUGGGACCAUAUACUAUAGGCCCCCUGGGACUGCAAAUGGUGACAUAGCAACCUUUCACACCAAUGGACUGCUGACCAUUGACUCACUUGCAGCUACAGAGAGUGACCCGCUCAAACCUCUCCCAGUUGAUGUCCUCGGACCUCCAAGCAACAAUACCCCAGGUGCUCCUGGCUGUACUGCCGAGGCUUUGGCCGCUGGCCAGCCCGGUUCUAGGCCAACAUGGCCCAGUCCUCGCCUUGAGGAGCUGGUUCAGGAGCUGGCCAGACUGGAUCCCUCUAUGAGUGACACUCUCACUUCCUGUCCCAGCCCAGAGCCACCCCUGGACCUUCUAGAUGGGCUGAUUCCUUUAGCCGAGGUCUGGGCUGCAAUGAGGCCAGCCUGUAAGGAGGCUGGGAAAGAGGCUGCUGGUAGUCCUGAGCCAGGCUCCAGCCAGCUCCUGCCAACUUCUCAGGAGGAGACAAGGUUUGAAAACCAGACCACCCGCUCUGUGCCUGACCAGGCCUGUGGCGAGCAUCUCCCUGAUCCAAAUAGCAGCAUCCAAGCCAAGAAGAUGGAGCUAGCCGACCUCCUCCAAACGAUGCUGCGGAACCUUCAGGCCGAGCAGGAGCAGCUGCACCAGGCGGCCCAGGCUUGGGCCAGGCGCGGGGCUGCUCUGGAGGCCGCGGUGGGGCAGGCCUGCGCUCCCCGUGACCUAGAGCGGUUCAGCAGGUUCAUGGCCGACAUAGAGCGUGUGCUUGGCCUGCUGCUGCUGCUGGGCAGUCGCCUGGGCCGCGUGCGGCGCGCCCUGGCCCGGGCAGGUGCGGACAGCGACCCAGAUGAGCAGGCCUCUCUGCUGCAGCGUCUGGGGCUCCUGCAGCGGCAGCAGGAAGAUGCCAAGGAGCUGAAGGAGCACGUGGCGCGGCGCGAACGGGCCCUGCGCGAAGUGCUGGUGCAGGCCUUGCCCCCCGAGGAGCUGAGCGCCUAUCACUCCCUGCUGGUCGGCAAGGCGGCCGUCCUGGCCCAGCAGCGCAGCCUGGAUGAGCGUGUCCGGCUCCUUCAGGACCAGCUCGACGCAGUCAGGAGCGACCUUGGCCCUCAUCCCCUGCCUCCCAGGCUGGCCUGGCUCCCAGAGGCCUGUCUUCCUGAUAAACCGCCCUUCCUGCCACCCCUCAUCUAAUGACAGGCAGUGGGAGUGGGGAGCAGUGCCCCUGCCCCUCACCCACCUAACUGGGGGUGACUCUGGUGCUUUCCCUUUGCGGGGCGGAGGAAUGGGGAUGGGGCAGGGCCAGUGUGGAAGACCCAGGCCAGGGCUUCCUAGGACACGUCUAAGUGUUUUCAUGUGGUUUUACCCAUUUCUUGUGGAUUAUUUGGUGAUUAAUUUAUGAAUUUUAAAACUACAGUAUUCCCCCUUUUUGUGAGGAGAGAGGCUCUGUCUGGGUUGAUCGGAGGGAGGAGGAGACAAAUUAGAGGAGCAUCUGAACUUACUAUGCAAAACAGUUUUUUCUUUUCUAUCUUACUAAUAAUAGAUGUGGGAAGUAUGUGUGUCACCUGGAGCCUAGCUUGGGGAAGGAAUCUUGUUUACAGACAAUGGACACCAACCUUGCCUGACUAGAGCAGAAGAGGGAUUUGCUGGAGGACAUCAGUCAGGUCUGAGAAUCCUUAGGAAGACUGGGAUACAGGCUUGAAACCAGGAGGGACCAAGAGGAGGCCAGGCCUUCCAGCUCCACUGCCACCAGGAAUCCCUAGCACUUCUGGUGAUCACAUCACUACCACAAAAGCCUAGGCCUGAUUGGCCGACUCCUUCUCCUUUGCUGGUUUUUACCCAAGCCUCCAAGCUCAAUAGCAGAAGUGAGGGUAACUGCUUUCCUUCAAGACUUAAGGGAUAGGGAAUAUCCCUAUACACAAAAUAGAUUCAGUAGCUUCACUGCCUAAAAACCUUGACGAAUUCAGGGACAUUUAUUCCAAGACUCAGAAGGAACUUUGUCUUCCAAUUAUCUUAUCAAAAGUGAGUUUAUCCAGCUCUCUUUGGAAACCCCACUGGAUCCACCAGGCUUGAGGAGGGCUGUUGGGCAUGGGAGCUGAAGGUGAGCCGUGAGAGACAUGGAGAUCUAGAAUGUGGGGGCUGAGGUGUGGAGAGACCGCUCUGUUUGUGGGCCAAACAGGCUAAGCUGGGAGUGAGCUGGGGUUGGGAGAGGAGAGUUAGGUGCUGGUGUGGAAUGAAACAGAGGCCACACACUCCCUUCUGUUUGUGCAUCAGGCCUGUGUACAUAGAGUCAAUGUGAAGUUCUCAAAUAUACAUGGGAAAAUGUGCUUUAGUAUUUGCAGCUGCAAAGGCCAGGGCCAAGAACAUUGUUCAUGCAAAUGUUCAGUGUAUUUUUGGAAGUUGGGCACAUUAAAAGGCAUGUGUAUGUGUAUUUAAAGCCAACUGAC
This is a messenger RNA of Canis lupus familiaris (dog), 3922 nucleotides long. RefSeq names its product shroom family member 1 (gene SHROOM1). Gene Ontology annotation, molecular function: actin filament binding. The transcript is spliced from 8 exons. Gene Ontology annotation, biological process: actin filament bundle assembly; cell morphogenesis. NCBI's taxonomy places the organism in Eukaryota, Metazoa, Chordata, Mammalia, Carnivora, Canidae. The record is from RefSeq and is a predicted model, not a curated record. Gene Ontology annotation, cellular component: apical plasma membrane; adherens junction; cortical actin cytoskeleton. Bases 93 to 2669 code for a protein of 858 amino acids.